CCAAAAAAGAAAAGGAAAACCUACACCCUCCCCAUCUCUCUCACACCCAAAACAAAAGCUCUCUAUACCCAUUUUCUGUCACACCCAAAAACCCUAGAUGCAACAAUGGCAUUAAGCUACUCCCUCUCACACCGAAAAACCCUAGAUGCAACAAUGGCAUUAAGAGCUCUCAACACAAUCUACUCGAAGCUCCUCUCUCGAAUGGUGUUUGUUCCCUCCGCACAUUCGCUCCCAUCAACUCCAAUUCCCAAUCAGAUAUUCCAACUAACAAUUCGGAUUCGGACUUACGUUCAAAACAACUUCCUCAUGCCGAAGGUAAUAAAAACAGAGCAUUCAAUCGAUUUAUGAAAGACGGGUCAACAUUCCCCCGCAAGGUGUUGAACGACGACGAGAAAUAUGCUAGGAUGGACAUGCCGGUGACCCGGAAGCAAGGGCUGAAACUGUUGGUUGCAGACAACUCUCUGAAUGCCUUGGAAGAGGUGGAUGAUGAUCCUCUGUCCGUGGAGGAGUAUCGAGUGAGUUACUACGGCAACAUCGAUCUUCCUCAGAGCCUCUACAAGAUGGGAAAUAUCGUAACGGAGCUCAAGGACAUUGCGUUUAGCUUGAAACCGCAAAUGAUGAUGAGGAACACUUGCGACAGCCGGCGAUGGUUUACGAGUCGUACUGAUGCAGUUAGUGAUGCAACCAAUGUUGAGAGUAAUGCCUUUUCUACUAAUGCAGCUGGUAAUGCCUUUUCUACUAAUGUAUCUGGUAAUGCAAUCCACGGUGAAGGCCCAGGAAUCCUUCAUCGAAUGGUACGUGCCAUUUACAUCAAGGAAGGAAAUUUUCCAAACAUUGACAAUUUUAUUGCAAGUUCUGUAUCUUUUAUCAACGAAGGAAAUUUUAAAAGCAUCCACAAUUGCAUCCCCAAUUUAGUCGUUUUAGGGGCACCAUGGUAUUUGCUGUCAGUGGACUGGUAUGUAUCGUGCUGGAAAUCAUAUUGCAAAAAAGAUUUUAGCCCUACAAAAUGCCUUCUUAAUUAUUUGGAAAACUGGAAUGUGACGCUCUUGACCAUGACGAGGAUUGCAAGAAUUGGGCCAAUAGUACAAACGUUUUUAAGAGUUGGAUCCUGACAAUCAUGAUCACUUUCAAGUAUGUAAUAUUUUAAAAAUGCAGUGACAAAAAGUGGUCUCCUCAAAGUUUCUUGAAAAGUCGGUUGGGUUUCCAAAACUUUAGGAAUAUUUUCUCCAAUUUUUAUUACUGGUAUCCACAAACAACGAGGUUGUCUUUAUUUCAUUAUUAGCAAUUAGCAUCAGUUCUGUAUCCAUUUUGAAAGUAAUAAUUCUCGUUCCAUAAAACUUAAAUGUGGAACGUCCCAAUGUAAAUUUAUCAUAUUAGGUGCAUCCAGCAUGAAUCAUCGGCUAAUUAUUUGUUUGUAUCUUAUCAUCAUCGAAUGAAAUGAUUAUAUAUGUUUGGAUGUC
Cornus florida is the source of this 1460-nucleotide messenger RNA. RefSeq lists its product as uncharacterized. The transcript is spliced from 4 exons. The record is from RefSeq and is a predicted model, not a curated record. The coding region runs from base 345 to 1112 and encodes 255 amino acids. Lineage: Eukaryota; Viridiplantae; Streptophyta; Magnoliopsida; Cornales; Cornaceae.